Molecule: messenger RNA, 2674 nt
Organism: Argiope bruennichi
Lineage: Eukaryota; Metazoa; Arthropoda; Arachnida; Araneae; Araneidae
Exons: 5
Coding region: 81-605 (174 amino acids)
Source: RefSeq, a predicted model, not a curated record
UAGUCUAGCACCUUGAUACUUCUUAUAUCGAAAGCAGUUCUGCAGUAGAAACUCUUUACAGGGAAACUCUUUCCGGGGUGAUGGUGGUUCCUUUCCUAUGGCUACUUUUGAAUGGAUUAGGUGUUUAUGCAGAAAGCUCCAUUAUUCCGACGACUCAUUUGUCAGAUGAUCCUUUAGGAUAUAAGUGGUGGAUCCCAUUAGACUCUUAUCAAACUGAAGAAAUGCAGAAACGAAGCAAAAGAUUAAUUCUUUCUCGACAAGAGGACUUGUUGUCGACACCAAACAUUGAACCAACUGUUCAAACUCCAUUAUUAACCAAGAAAAAAGGCAAUCGAAACUCUAGGAAGAAGAAUGUAGGAAAUGGUAAAGACGAAUUUGACAAAAUUUUCUUAGGAGCAAACAAAAAACUUAAGAAGCAAGGCAAGAUGAAGAAACCAAAUCCGAUAUUUCUUCGGCAAGGGCAAUCUCCUAAAAGGCUUCGACAACAUAUGCAGCAUAAAAAAAAAGUGAAACAGUUCUUACAAAAAAGAAUCCAAGAGCAAAUACAACAACGCCACCAGAAUCUUCAAUUUACAUACACCAAAAGCUCCUCUGCCUCUAAAUAAUUAAUUACUCAUUGCUUAAGUGAUCUACUGAUUAUAUUCAACUGGAUCAUUUCAAAGUGUUAUUCAUUAAGUAAAGGACACCUAAGAAUAAAAAUGAAAAUUGUUUUAUUUUUUAACGAGAAGCAGCUGUUUUUAUGACAUUUGUGCAUUAUCGAAGUUUCGAAUUGACAAAAUUAUAUUAAAUAAUAAGGAAUUUUGAUGUUUUUGAUCAAAAUGAAUUACAAAAUGCAAAAAUUUCCUUGUAUUUAAGAAUGAUCCAUCAAAACAUAGGAGCUAAAGAAAUCUUACUGAGAAUAACUACUUAAAAUGACGUUCAAAAGCAGUUAUUAUAAAGCAGAAAGUAAAAUAAUUUUAGAAAUGGAAAUAAACUUUUUCCGAUAUAUACAGAGUAAAUAAUGGAAACGAAAGUAAAUUUUGGAGACUAAUUAUAUUUUUAAAAAAUUGUGCAGAGUAAAUAAAAUGUAUUGUGCCUGUACAGUUAAAUGUGGCAUAAACCAAUCAAUCUAAUCUUUUGUAUUCAAUUUUUAGGCGAAAUAAAAACGAGUAACAAUAUACUUUGUACGUUAAUUUUUAAUUCCGCACUGCUUUAUUUCUGAAAUAUUUUCAGUAAAGCUUAAAACAUACAUUAUGAUUAUAGUAAAACUACAAAAGAUUCUGUAAAAUGCAUCGAGUUUCAAAAACAGUAAGCGAGAAUAUAUUUCACACUUCAUGAUUAUUUUCGGGCCUUUAGAUUCUUUACAACUUUCAUCAUGGAUAGUGCACUAGCAUCAAUGAUUAAUCGAUUUGCACAUUGGGAUGAAUGAUAUUAAGAAGCAAAAUCUUAUAUAUGAACUUAUGAUUUCUUAGCUGUCGAUUAGCUGUUCUUAGCAUCAUUCUAAAUUAUUUAUUUCCAUUUCCAAAAAUUUUAAUCGGGAAUUUUUUAAUAUGUUUAUUAUAAUGGGAAAGCCAAAAGUUGCCCGUCUUGGUGUAAACAAGGAACAGCAAUAAAAUAAGAGAUUCUUACUCGCAGUUUCCCAGAGUAAACUUGGAUGUAAUAUAUUAUUAUAAAAUCACCACAUUUUUAAAUAAUUUCCAAAUCAGGCUGUCACUUUUAGAUAAUCAUAAUGUCCAAUAGAGUCAAACGAGAAAAUCAAAGCAAUAGUAAUUAAGUGGAAAUAACUUCUAGAAAGCUAGAUAUUUCACAUGCAGUGACAUUAUAGACUAAAUAGGAUUAGACUUACCUUCUUAAAUGCGUUUAUAGAAAAGGUUUACGAAUAUUUUCGAAAAAGGUAAUAACCCUGCUUAUUGGCCAUUUUCUUUUUACAAUCUAUUAUUAAAUAUUUUUUAUGGUUAUUAUGAUAAUUAUUGCACUUGCUUCUAAGAAAAAUUAUUAUUAUGACCAACAAUGAAAUUCUUUUGAAAUGAGUUAAUUAACUUUCAUUAUAUAUCACGAAUUCAAAAUGAAACUUUUAUAAUGUAAGUUUAAAUUUUAAAAUAUUAAUUUUAGUUUUUUUUAAUUUUAAUUCAAAUAUGGCCUGAUAAUGUGCGAAAUUCUUUUCUCAAACAAAUCUCUUCCCUGUGCAGCUUGAUAUCACCAUUUGCAUGACUAUUCAAUUUGAUAUUUUAGUUAAAAUUAUUAAUGCACUAAAAAAGAAAGUUUUUUCUUUGAAAACUGCAUUUAUGAAAUACGGAUAUUUAUUACUUUUUUCAAAUUAUAAUACUAUUAAAUAGUCCGAAAUGAAAAUUUGAAACUGUAUUUUGAUUUGGUGUAAUAUGUGAAUAACUUGUAGAGGCAUGUGUUUCAAUUCAAUGAUUUUUAAAGUCGGCCUUUGAUCCCACACUUCACAAUCUAGUGGUUAUUUAAAAUUACGAUGCAGUUGUUUACCAUAUCGGAAUAAAUUAUUCAAAUCUUUUAAUAGACCGUACUUAUAUUGUUUUUAGUAAAUAAAUGUCGUUUAUAAAUAAUCAUCUAGUUUUUCUUCGUCUAAAUCUAGGGACUAUUCAAUUUUUUUCCCAAAUAAAUUUUUAUGUCAUAUUUAGAAAAUUUCUUUACCCCACUUUUAAAUGAAUAAAUAAAUGUUAUUCAGAUC